Messenger RNA from Dipodomys ordii (Ord's kangaroo rat), 3451 nucleotides. It is a transcript of the gene Amotl1, whose product is annotated as angiomotin like 1. Gene Ontology annotation, cellular component: cytoplasmic vesicle; bicellular tight junction; plasma membrane. Lineage: Eukaryota; Metazoa; Chordata; Mammalia; Rodentia; Heteromyidae. The record is from RefSeq and is a predicted model, not a curated record. Gene Ontology annotation, biological process: regulation of cell migration; angiogenesis; actin cytoskeleton organization. The transcript has 14 exons.
AUGAACACAGCAGCUUUGCCUCCCGUCUGUUACAGCCCCAGCAGUCCUGGGCAGACCCAACAGGACUCACACCACUUUUAUCCAGACUUCCACCUCUAUUUUGGGAGACGUAAAGCAUCUUCUUUGACAGUAGAGGCAAAGACUAGCAUCAGGAAGAAAGUUGUUGAAGAUCCUCUUUGAAACUUCCUGAGGAUCUCAGAGGUGGAAAUGAGAGGUUCGGAGGAUGUGGCUGCUGGAACAGUGUUACAGCGGCUGAUCCAGGAACAACUGCGCUAUGGCACCCCUACCGAGAACAUGAAUUUGCUGGCCAUUCAGCACCAAGCCACAGGGAGUGCAGGACCUCCUCACGCAGCAAGCAGCUUUUCUUCCACGGAAACCCUCAUUCAAGAAGAGCCACAAAUGGUCUACCCGUCAGCGCGCCAGGAGCCUCAGGGUCAAGAACGCCAGGUGGACAGUGCGGCGAUGGAGAGGCAGGUCCGGCCCACACAGCCUCAGCAGAACAAUGAGGAGCUGCCCACGUACGAGGAGGCCAAAGCCCAGUCCCAGUUUUUCAGAGGGCAGCAGCAGACACAGCAGCAGCAAACACAGCAGCAGCAGCAGCAGACACCCGUGGGCCACGGCUACUACAUGGCGGGGGGCACCAGCCAGAAGUCGCGCACAGAGGGAAGGCCCACAGUGAACCGCGCCCACGGCGGACACGCACAUAAGGACGACGCCUUGAAGGAGCUGAAGCAGGGCCAUGUCCGCUCGCUCAGCGAGAGGAUCAUGCAGCUCUCACUGGAGAGGAAUGGUGCCAAGCAGCACCUCCCUGGAUCGGGGAAUGGAAAGGGGUUCAAAGCCGGAGGGGGACCGAACCCAGCCCCGCCUGCUAGUAAAGCCCUGGACCCGCGCGGCCCUCCACCCGAUUACCCCUUCAAGACCAAGCCCAUGGUGUCUCCCGUCAACAAGAACCAGGAUCACGGACUUUUCUACAACGACCAGCACCCUGGGGUGCUCCAUGAGAUGGUGACACCGUACCCUGCCCCUCAGCCUGUGAGAACAGAAGUGGCCGUCCUGAGGUACCAGCCGCCUCCGGAGUACGGUGUCACCAGCCGCCCGUGCCAGCUUCCCUUCCCUUCAACAGUGCAGCAGCACAGCCCCAUGUCCUCCCAGACCUCCGUCAGCGGGAUCUCAGAGGUGGAAAUGAGAGGUUCGGAGGAUGUGGCUGCUGGAACAGUGUUACAGCGGCUGAUCCAGGAACAACUGCGCUAUGGCACCCCUACCGAGAACAUGAAUUUGCUGGCCAUUCAGCACCAAGCCACAGGGAGUGCAGGACCUCCUCACGCAGCAAGCAGCUUUUCUUCCACGGAAACCCUCAUUCAAGAAGAGCCACAAAUGGUCUACCCGUCAGCGCGCCAGGAGCCUCAGGGUCAAGAACGCCAGGUGGACAGUGCGGCGAUGGAGAGGCAGGUCCGGCCCACACAGCCUCAGCAGAACAAUGAGGAGCUGCCCACGUACGAGGAGGCCAAACAGCAGCAGCAGCAGACACCCGUGGGCCACGGCUACUACAUGGCGGGGGGCACCAGCCAGAAGUCGCGCACAGAGGGAAGGCCCACAGUGAACCGCGCCCACGGCGGACACGCACAUAAGGACGACGCCUUGAAGGAGCUGAAGCAGGGCCAUGUCCGCUCGCUCAGCGAGAGGAUCAUGCAGCUCUCACUGGAGAGGAAUGGUGCCAAGCAGCACCUCCCUGGAUCGGGGAAUGGAAAGGGGUUCAAAGCCGGAGGGGGACCGAACCCAGCCCCGCCUGCUAGUAAAGCCCUGGACCCGCGCGGCCCUCCACCCGAUUACCCCUUCAAGACCAAGCCCAUGGUGUCUCCCGUCAACAAGAACCAGGAUCACGGACUUUUCUACAACGACCAGCACCCUGGGGUGCUCCAUGAGAUGGUGACACCGUACCCUGCCCCUCAGCCUGUGAGAACAGAAGUGGCCGUCCUGAGGUACCAGCCGCCUCCGGAGUACGGUGUCACCAGGGCAAGGGAUUUGCAGUGUACUAUGUUAAUUGGGGAGAACUUGUCCUCUGACAGCCAAAAAGAUAAUGCUAAAUGGGAGGUCUUUCUCCUGCAGAUGGUGGAGAUCCUAACCGAGGAAAAUCGCGUGCUUCACCAGGAGCUUCAGGGUUACUAUGACAAUGCCGACACGCUGCACAAGUUUGAAAAAGAACUUCAGAGAAUUUCGGAAGCCUAUGAGAGUCUGGUCAAGUCUACCACUAAGCGAGAGUCGCUGGACAAGGCAAUGAGAAACAAGCUGGAAGGGGAAAUCAGAAGACUGCACGACUUCAACAGAGACCUUAGAGAUCGACUGGAGACGGCCAACAGGCAGCUGUCUAGCAGGGAAUACGAGGAGCAUGAAGACAUGGUUGCAGAGGGGCAUUUUGCUUCUCAGAACAAAGAGUUCCUGAAGGAAAAGGAGAGGUUAGAAAUGGAGCUGGCGGUGGUACGGACUGCAAGCGAGGACCAUCGGAGACACAUUGAGAUCCUGGACCAGGCCUUGAGCAAUGCCCAGGCCAGAGUCAUCAAGCUGGAAGAGGAGCUGCAGUCGGCAUGUGAGAAGCGAGAGCAGAUGGAGCGUAGGCUGCGGACCUGGCUGGAGAGGGAGCUGGAUGCCCUGAGAACCCAGCAGAAACAUGGAACUAGCCAGCCCGCCAGCGUUCCAGAAUGCAGUGCCCCUGCCCUCGUGGAACUUGUGCGGGAGAAGGAGGAGCGGAUCUUGAACGCCACUGGCAGCGCGGUUCUGCCCUCAGGGUUGCUGCUUGGGAAGGAGCACCAGGAGCACGCCCCUGCCGCCCUGCUGCCCACCUCUCCAGCCCCCGCCUCGGCCGGCAGCAGCGCCCACGCCAAGACAGGCAGCAAGGACAGCAGCACCCAGACCGACAGGGGUGCCCAACCGCUGUGGCCCAGCAUGGCCUCCCUCCCCGGCCGUGGCAGACUGAGCACAACCCCUUCCCACAGCCCUCUCCUGAAACACCUAGCCGCCAAGGGGUCUGCAGAAAAGCCAGAGAACUCUUCUGGUCAUGGAAGAGGCCGGAUCAGCAGUUUGCUGCAUAAGAUGGAGUUUCCCGAUGGAGAGAUGAUGGAAGUUCUCAUCUAACGGCCACCCACUUUGUACCUGAAAUCUGACAAACAAGAGAGAAAAGAAAGAUCAAGAUGGUGGCAGAUCGGAAACCAGGAAAGGCAUUGUCAAAGAUUCCCGAUUAUAAGAAUACUCUUUAUAAUGUUACAGAGAACAGGAAGCCUGCAUGACUGCGGAGAGAAGAGAAUGCUGUGGAUUCUGUUACAUACAGUGGAAGAGGAGAUGUGUGUGGGUUUGGAGACAAAGUUCAGAAGAAAUAGGAAAUGGAGUUUAACGUUGUAGGUGGGAUGCUCUGGCUUUAAGCUGAUAAACCCGAACCUGGAUGUUCCUUGGAAUACCA